UCCCCCAUUACUGCUGGUAUCUCCUUGCAUUCACCUCUCUCUACAUAGCAGCCAGUAUAAUGUCCCUUCUUAACAUUGCAUCAAGGGCUGUAAAGCCUACCUCCAACCUCGUAAUCCUUCGUGCUUUUAGCUCAUACUCUGUCGUCCGCCCUACCUCUUCGGCAUUUAUAAUAAACGACAAUAACAAUAAUACCUUGAGUGCAACCAAUAGCUCCACAACAGUUCUCGGUCGUCUUGGCUCCUACAUCUCUGACUUGCUCCCUUCGAUCGUCUGGGCAUCAGUCCCCAAGAGCAAGACCUCGCAUUCCAAGAAGCGCAUGCGUCAAGCGACCAAAGGGCUCAAAGAGCAACACAAUAUUGUCCAGUGCCCUGGAUGCGGGCAUGCUAAACUGAUGCACCAUCUUUGCAUGCACUGCUAUCGGGAUAUGAAAGGUCGUGGGCCUUCUUCCAGGACGUUGGCAUAGCAUAGCAAAUAAUCGGAAAUAUAUGAAGUGCAUAAGAGAUGACCUCGGAUCAGAUCAAUUUAGAUAACACAUCAGGCAGGAUCAAUCAUUGCUAGCUUAUUCAUAAAGUCUUUUUUUAUAUUUCUCUUUUCCUUCUCAUUUGGAUUAAAUCAACGUCCAUAUCGAGGAUAUCAAUCUAUCUUAUGCGGAUAUCAAGACUUGGUCUAGCGAGCAUAUUAUAGGAAUCAUUGGGAAACCAAUUCAGAUUGAAUGGGACAAGGAAUCAAAUAUCCAUCCUGCACGACCUGAGAAUUGCUUGCUCCUCGUCCACAGUAUUGAUAACGAAGCGGUUCAUUGCCCCACGAUAAUACGCCUUCCUCUAGGUUC
Lobosporangium transversale is the source of this 830-nucleotide messenger RNA. RefSeq lists its product as hypothetical. Bases 60 to 464 code for a protein of 134 amino acids. The record is from RefSeq and is a predicted model, not a curated record. Lineage: Eukaryota; Fungi; Mortierellomycota; Mortierellomycetes; Mortierellales; Mortierellaceae. The transcript has a single exon. Gene Ontology annotation, biological process: translation. Gene Ontology annotation, molecular function: structural constituent of ribosome. Gene Ontology annotation, cellular component: mitochondrial large ribosomal subunit.